AUGGUCUCCAAAAUCCCAAACGACAUAUUCCAAUUCAGCACCGCGAGCGCCCUGAUGCAAGGCCUCGCCCACUUCGGCCCCUCCGCCGGCCAACUCCCCGGCUACGGCACCCACGGCAUCGGCACUUUCUCUCGCAUGAACGGCGAACUCCUCUUCCUAGACGGAAAACCCUGGCAAAUGCUUCGUUCCGGAAAAGUGCUCCCUGCAAACCCUUCCACUUCAUUACCCUUUGUCCAAGUCACCAAUUUUCAACCCGAACACCAAGUCACAGUGUCAGGACUCAAAAAAGCAGAUUUGGUGCAAGUGUUUGAGAAAAAUGGGCCGGGUGCGGGAGGCAAGAAUUCUUUUGUUCCGUUUGUGGUCAAGGGAAGUUUUAAAUCACUGCAGUUGAGGAUAGCAGGACCCCAAGAACAUGACGGGCAGGAUCUCGCAGAGGUUGCUGCGAAUGCGAGAAAGUGGGGUGUGCAAGAUGUCAAAGGGACAAUGUUUGGCAUUGCAAGCCCAGAGUGGAUGCAAGGUAUUAGUGUGGGAGGUGUGCAUUGCCAUUUCAUGACUGAAGUUGAGCAAGGCAAGGAUGCUGAAGGCGGCCAUGUGUUGGACUUUGAGACCGCGGAUGAUGCCGUGCUGCAAUGGGCGGUGACGGGGAGAUAUCAUCUUGGCUUUCCUAGGGAUGACGAGUGGGAGAAUUUGGAUCUUAAGGCUGAUACUGCUGGUCUGAGUAAGGCUGAGGGAUGA
Molecule: messenger RNA, 735 nt
Organism: Aureobasidium vineae
Lineage: Eukaryota; Fungi; Ascomycota; Dothideomycetes; Dothideales; Saccotheciaceae
Source: the annotation of a GenBank genome assembly